ACACAAAAAAGUUUGUCCAACACACUCAUUUCACACCAGAAAUGAACGUAGUUUCCAAAUCCCAAAAGACCAAACUCUUAGAUUCAUUCAAAAGAAAAAUGCCAACCUUAAGCAUUUUCCCUUUCGGCGGCUGCUUCGACGGGUGCCGAGACCACACCCAACCUUCGGGACUCGGCACCAGGGUCUGGAACCACAGCGACCGAGCUGUGGAGCUUCAAGUGCGGGUAGGAUCGAUCCUCAAAAAGGUUCACACCUUGAAACCAGGGUGCUCCAAGAGGCUGAAAUGUAAGAGCAUAUACAAGGCGUACAUGCCCGGGUUGAGCGACGGCAAUGGUGGUGGAGGGAUGAAGAGCUUGCUUUAUUACUACGACCAAACAUGUCACCCAUACAUAUGGGUCAACGACACGGCGGCUGAUAGUUCGAGGAUGGUUAAGCAGCAGUACAUUAGCCUUGAAGAUCUCAGGGAUUGUUCUGAGAUUAGGAUUUUCAGAGAUCAUCAACGGGGUUGCAUUUCGGUUCGUAAGAAACCGAGGCCUGGUUUUUGUUAAAUUUGCUUGUUAGCUCCUCCAUUUUUAAUUUUUUUGGGGUUUUAUUCAUGAUUUAGUCCCUAAAAUACACUCAUUUUCUUACUUUGGUACCCAAAGUUUUGACUUUAUUCAUGAUUUGGCUUUGAAUUAUACUCGUUUUCUCGUUUCGAUACAUAAACUUUUUUUCUCAGCCACUUUUAUUUCUGGGUGAACUGAGACGAAAAUAAUAGUUUAAUUAUGAUCAAAAUGAAAAAACAAGUAUAAUCAAAAGUUAAAUUAUGAAUUAAGCUUAAAUUGUCGAAUUUUUAUUUCGAUUUGAGAAAAAAAAAUGGAACUUUGUUAUUUAAGUAAGAGAGUGAUGCACACAUCAAGGGAUUAAUGUUUGUUUUUCACUCAUUUAUUUUUCUUCUUCCUUGUAUAUCUUCAUCAUGACUUUUUCCCUGUCUUUUAUUUUGUGCAUUUGAGGAAAAACAAUUUCCCUUUUGAAACAUGUAUGCCAAGAAGAUGCUAUUGUAUUUUGUUUUUCUUUUUUUAUAAUUUUAUUAUCAGUUCUAAUUA
This is a messenger RNA of Gossypium raimondii (Peruvian cotton), 1085 nucleotides long. RefSeq lists its product as hypothetical. Lineage: Eukaryota; Viridiplantae; Streptophyta; Magnoliopsida; Malvales; Malvaceae. The record is from RefSeq and is a predicted model, not a curated record. The coding region runs from base 42 to 548 and encodes 168 amino acids. The transcript has a single exon.